AUUCAAGAUGGAUCCGCCCCGACCACCUGACGAUAUUGAGAUGAAGAAUAUUAUUGAUAAGUUGGCGCAGUUCGUGGCAAGGAACGGACCUGAGUUUGAAAGAAUGACAAAGUCUAAACAGGAGAAUAAUCCUAAGUUUGGAUUCCUGUGGGGCGGACCUUACUUUAACUAUUACACAUACAAGGUCACCACGGAGCAGACUGUCAUGCGCCAUAAACAGAACCAGGGCGGAGGCGGAGGACCACGCCCCUUGAUGGAUUUGGAUCUUUCUGGAAGCAACGCUUUCUCGCCAGGAUUUGGCGGGAACGGCAGUGGCGGCGGUAACGGUUGGGGAGCCCCGGAACCACCGGCAACCUCUCAUAUCAAAGAUCAGAUCUCUAAUAUCAAGAGCAGUCAGGCAACCCUGAGGGAACAGAUUAAACAGUCCGAGCAGAACCUUGAAGCUCAGUAUGCUGUUCUUCAGCAGAAUAACGAGAUAAUAGCUCAGGAAGCUAUAUUGAAGGCACAGGAGAAUGAUCUGGAAGCUUUGAGUCGGAUCACAAAUGUUUCUUUAUCAAUCUUUGACUCCGUUCUAGAACCUAUAGUGAACAGCUGUACUAAGGAUUCUAUUAGUAGCGGUAAAUCCUGGAUAUUUCAGAACAGUAACAGUGCAGACUGUAAUAGGUUGCUUGCUAACUAUUUAAACUUCAAGGUAACCAGUCCUCUCUCAGACUUCACCAACAAGCUCCAUAUUAUUUACCUGGUCAACGAUGUUCUCCAUCAUUGUGUCCGGAAGAACAAUCACGAGUUAAAGAAUGCAUUUGUCAAGGUCGCUGUCUCUAUGUACACCGCAGCUGCUUGUGUAGCUACAGAGGAACAGAUGCCAAAACUAGCUAAACUAGUUACUCUCUGGGAAACCAAAAGUAAGUUUUUUGACGAGAAGAUCAUUGAUAAGAUGAAAGAUUACAGGGAAUCAUUUCACCAGUACCAGGUUGAGCUGAAGAGAUGCUACAUGGUAGAGAUCAGUACCUCCCAGGAACCUGGACUCAAGACGUAUGACGGAUACAAGUCCCAGCACGAGCAGUUCUGCGCACACGCAGAAGCACAGCUCCGACAGCAGUCAAUGGAGCUGGAGGGGUUAAAUGCAUCUCUUCAGAAUAUUGAAUCUACUCAUCAAUCUAAAGUUCAGGAGUGGCAGCAGCAACAAAACCAAGGAGGAGGAGGUGGGGGUGGAGGAGGAGGAAAUAGAAGGAGUAGAUGGGAUAAAACAGCUCCUGUUGGCGGAGGUAUUGGCGGUGGAAUGCCUGGUUUACCGAUCGCGGAUUUAUCCCGGCCUCCGCCUGGGUUCCAGCUUCCAGUACAGGGAGAAACCAUUCCUACUGCUCCGUACUUUGACCUGCCUGCAGGGUUGAUGGUUCCGUUGAUUAAGUUUGAUGAGAGCGGAUACAAACCUCUAGAUCCUGACAGGAUUCGGUUACCUCCCCCUCAACCUCCUAGUGAUAGGUUGCUGGCAGCAGUAGAAUACUUCUACUCUCCUCCGUCUCAUGAUAGACCUAGAGACCCUGAGGGUUGGGAGAGGUUGGCUCUUUAUGAAUGGAACAGAGAGAAACAGUUUGCAAUCAGCAUGAAGCAGGAAGAUAUCAAGUCUGGACGAAGACCUAAAUCUCUAUCCAAUAGUCCAGACCAUAGCAGAGAAUCAACUCCAGACCAAACCGUUCCGUCCAGCCGGGACGGAGACGUAAGGAAGAAAUAUCGGUCCAGAUCCAGAACCAGAUCUAGAUCUAGAGGGUCCACUCCCCCUAGAAAGUCUUCUAAGCAUUCACGACGCCGAUCUCGAACCCGAACACGAUCCCGAACUAGGUCUCGUACACGAUCCCGAUCCCGUACCAGAUCAAGAUCUAGAGAAAGGAGGCGAUCGAGAUCCCGAUCACCGAUGAGAGACGAUUACUCAAUGCCGAAACAUUUGACCAAACGUUCACCCUCACCUCGUGGCGGAUCCCCCCGCCGCUCAGGAUUCGGCGGUGGCGGGGAUGACCGGUUGAGCGAUGCUAACAAGGGUCAUCAGAUGUUACAGAAGAUGGGUUGGAGAGGAGCAGGGUUGGGAAGCCAGGAAUCUGGUAUAGUAGAUCCUGUGAGUGGAGGGGAGACCAGAGACAAGAUGGAUCAGUUCCACGGAGUCGGAGUUCAAGGAGAUCCAUUCGAUAGUUUCAGGAAGCAGAGAGCCGGAGCAUUCUAUACUCGGAUGAUAAAUAAAGCAGAAGAACGAAAAGAGAAGAAAAGGCAUGAUGAUGAUGAUUAAUUAAGUUCACAACAGUUUCCUACGAAUAAUUUUGCUAAAUUGUUUAAUUCAUGUAUUCUUGUAGAAUGGAUAAGAUAAACUGCACUCUGAUUAAUAAUUACUUCUUUGUACCGUUUCA
This is a messenger RNA of Eurytemora carolleeae, 2396 nucleotides long. It is a transcript of the gene scaf6, whose product is annotated as calcium homeostasis endoplasmic reticulum protein. Gene Ontology annotation, cellular component: perinuclear region of cytoplasm. Gene Ontology annotation, molecular function: RNA binding. NCBI's taxonomy places the organism in Eukaryota, Metazoa, Arthropoda, Copepoda, Calanoida, Temoridae. The record is from RefSeq and is a predicted model, not a curated record. The transcript has 5 exons. Bases 8 to 2278 code for a protein of 756 amino acids. Gene Ontology annotation, biological process: RNA processing; intracellular calcium ion homeostasis.